Molecule: messenger RNA, 4269 nt
Organism: Cladophialophora psammophila CBS 110553
Lineage: Eukaryota; Fungi; Ascomycota; Eurotiomycetes; Chaetothyriales; Herpotrichiellaceae
Exons: 1
Coding region: 1-4269 (1422 amino acids)
Biological process (GO): DNA damage response; protein polyubiquitination
Cellular component (GO): nucleus
Molecular function (GO): ATP binding; ATP-dependent chromatin remodeler activity; ubiquitin protein ligase activity
Source: RefSeq, a predicted model, not a curated record
AUGGAGGCACUCGAGGAGCCAGCCCCGAAAAGACGCAAGAUUUCAACGCACCUCAGCCAGCCCUCUGUCUGCCCCGCAGCCCCGUUUUCCGAAUACAUUGUCGUCGCCCGAGCGUUCCUGGCUGUCUCAAAGUUCGAUUCGAAUCUUUUCAAUGAGUCCUCCGAUGAUGCCUCACUGGGAGUUACUGUGCUGGGAGUCGCAAAGCCAAAGAGAUUCUAUGAGCUUUGUGUCUCCGUUGGACGAAGCAGAAUCGGCAAGCACAUCUUAAUAGACAAGUUGUCACCGAGCGAUUUGCAAGUUUUGGAAGAUGCUCAAAAGUUGGAUUCGGCAGUGAAAUACAGGCAUCCUGCAGCAUUGCCCCUCGCCUGUGCGUACGCCGUGGUGCAGCGUACGGGUUCCGCAGUCGGCAUACAAGUGUGCAUUCUAUGGCAAAAUACUGCUGUCGUUCGAGACAGGGUUGAUCCACUAUUGCUUGACAUGCUGGGACGUUAUCUAUUGCCCACAGAAUCCAUCUCACCCACACUUGAAUCCUGGAACCCCCGUCAGUUCUACGACAACGUCCACGUCCCCGAGAAGUCAGACGCCAACUCUGCCGACAUUCAGAUCCCACAUCUCGAGUCGCGGUUAUACCCGUUUCAGAGGCGUGCUGUCCGAUGGCUUCUAUUAAGAGAAGGUGUUGCUGUGCAGCCUAAUGGAGAACUCGAGCAGCUUCCUGGCUCACCUGACAGCCGGCUUCCGACGGGAUUUGAGAGGCUUGAAACAAUGAGUAAUGGAACUUGCUAUGUCAAUCAUGCAUUGGGAGUUGCAACAACAAACCUCCCCGCGGUCGAAGAGCAUUUUGCAUCAGUCCAAGGUGGGAUAUUGGCAGAUGAGAUGGGCUUGGGAAAGACAUUGGAAAUUAUCGCUCUCAUCUGUCUGCACCCUAGAACAGCUUGGACAUCUACGCUCCCAGGCUUGAAACCAUCCCCUGCCACCCUGAUCAUCACACCCCCAUCAAUUCUUCAGCAAUGGAAGGACGAACUUCAAGAACAUGCUCCGACGCUGAGUGUUUUUCAUUAUCAGGGAGUCAACAGUUACAAGAAAUCUGGAGAGAAGCUCAUUGAUCAAUUGCUGAGCCAGGACGUGGUACUAACAACAUACAACGUCAUUGCAAAAGAGGUGCACUAUGUGGCCGAAAAACCUGACCGAAACCUACGCUAUAGCAGGCGUGAGGAAGUACCGCAAAGUCCAUUGACUCAAAUUGCAUGGUGGCGCGUCUGCUUAGACGAAGCGCAGAUGGUUGAAAGUGGCGUGUCUUCAGCAGCUACGGUGGCUCGCCUUAUUCCGCGAAGCAACGCUUGGGCGGUAACGGGCACUCCGUUGCGCAAAGGACAUCGAGAUUUGUUCGGCCUUUUGCUCUUCCUCCGCUAUGAGCCAUGGUGUCGGUCACCGCGCCUGUGGGACUAUCUCAUCAGCUACCAUCGCCCUUUGUUCCGAGCAAUGCUCGGGGAGAUUGCCAUGAGGCACUCGAAGGACUUCGUCCGUGAAGACCUACGACUGCCGCCGCAGAGCCGACACACCAUCACAAUCCCCUUCACGGCGAUCGAGGAACAACAUUAUUCCCAGCUUUUCCAGGAAUUUUGCGAGGACUGCGACCUCGAUCGCACAGGCGCGCCCUUGGGAGACGAAUGGGAUCCAGACUCCCCUGUGAUGGUAGAGAAAAUGCGGACUUGGCUUACUCGUCUACGGCAGACCUGCCUCCAUCCUGAAGUUGGAGGCCGGAACAGGCGUGCCUUGGGCCGAAACACAAAUGGUCCCCUUCGGACAGUCGAGCAAGUUUUGGAUGUGAUGAUCGAUCAGCACGAAAGUCAGAUUCGAACUGCACAGCGGAAUCAAUUGAUUGCCCAAAUCAGGAGAGGACAGUUGAAAGAGAAUGCAAAAGACACCGAUGAAGCCCUGCUGAUCUGGAAAGCUGUCUAUGAGGAAUCUAUUGGCAUUGUAAGCGAGUGCCGGAAACAGUAUGAAGAGGAGCGGCUGUCUUCGAAUGCCAAGAAGGAGAAAGAAGACGAUGAAGAAUCCAAUCCACGGCUGACUGCUUUGAGAGCUCGCUUGCGGUCUGCUUUGGAAGUGCAACACAUCGCCAUUUUCUUCAUGGCCAAUGCGUACUUUCAGCUCAAAUCCACCCAUCCUCCUGAAAGCGAGGAAUAUCAGCAAUUAGAGAAACAGGAGACAGCGGCAUACGAAGAAGCCAAGUCUAUCCGUGGAGAACUGCUGCGAGAGGCCACCGGCCAUGUAAACAAGAUGAUUGCUGCAGUUAGAACCAAUGUGGCAAAUGGUUUGACGCAAAUUCCCGUCAUGACGGAACCGUCAGGCUAUGGCGGCAUUGAGAGCAGGAAGAUCUUUGACAAACUCCAUUAUUAUUGCGAAGCAAUGGAGUUGCAAGCACAGCAAUUCCACGAGCUACGACAAAAGAUGGCCGACUUCUUGAGCCAAGCCCUGAUCGAUGAGGACGAAGGCGUCGAACUCCAAGGUGAUGAGUACGAGAGUUCCACCAAGCAUCAAGAUGAGAUGUACGCAUACAUGGAAGCUCUCAGGGCAUUGUUUGCGGACCGUACUGAAGCCAUAACUGGUCAAGAAAACCUGCUUAUUAAACAAGAAAUGAAGCAGUUCAUCCGGAUAGCGAAAGAAGGGGAAGGUCCUGCACCUGAGUUGAUUCUCAAAUUGCUGGCCGAGCGUGAGCAAAAGCGUGUCAAGGUCAGUGAACUGGGUUGUUUGCGCGGGAUUAUGGCCGAAAUCAGACAGAUGGUGUCUGCUGUGCAGUGGCAAGAAGGAAACAACCACACUCGUGCGACUCAGGAACUGGCGAUCCUGGAGCGUAUUCUGAAACAUGUCCAACAACUUAAUGUAGCGCAGACGAAAGCCCUCAACAGCCUCGAGCAAGAGGUGAACAAUUUCCGCGAUACAAUGAACAGUCGGCUCGAAUAUUACCGCGCGCUUCAGAAGAUCUCUGACACCGUCGCACCGUAUCAGGAAGAUAACGUGGGAAAGCCUCUCUUUGAACCAGACUAUCGAGAAUUUGAAGCCGAAGAAGCAAAACUGCAGCAGAAGAUUGCCUCUUUUUCUGCCAAACUUCGAUAUCUGAUGCAUAUGAAGACAGAGUCGAAAUCGACAGCCCCAAGAGUCUGUGUUAUUUGCACCGAUAGCUUUGUGGAUGGCGCCAUGACCAAUUGUGGCCAUCUGACGUGCAAAAGCUGUUUGAUACAAUGGGUCAGUCAGCAUCAUAAUUGUCCUGUCUGUAAAACCAGGCUCCUCCUGAACGGCUUCCACGACAUUACGUACAAACCCGCCGAGAUCGCUGUGCAAGCUGAAUCUCCGUCCAGCGCUGCCUCGUCGUCAACGUCUUUGAGUUCAGAUCACCAUCAUGACCAGUCGAUCUACUCAGAUAUCAGCACGACAAUGUUGAACCAGAUCAAGAACAUUGACAUUCGAGGUCCUAGCUUCGGCAGCAAGAUUGAUUUCCUCUGUCGCCAUCUUCUCUGGCUUCGUGAGCACGAUCCGGGCUCAAAAUCCAUUAUCUUCUCACAAUAUCGCGAAUUUAUCGACGUGCUCGCCCGAGCAUUUUCGGAAUACAAAAUCUCCUCGACCCGCAUUGACGUGAAGAACGGCACUGAGAAAUUCAAAUCUGAUCCAGCCAUUGAAUGUUUUCUGCUUCAUGCAAAGGCACAUUCCGCAGGCUUGAAUCUGGUAGUUGCAAGCCACGUCUUUCUCUGCGAACCGCUGAUCAACACGGCCAUCGAGCUGCAAGCCAUCGCACGAGUCCACAGGAUUGGACAACAUCGUUCGACGACCGUGUGGAUGUACCUCAUCGCCGACACUGUUGAGGAAUCCAUCUACGAUAUCAGUGUGACAAGGCGGCUGGCGCAUAUGAAAAGCAGCAAGGACAAUGGCAGCAACGAACAGAAAAAAGGCAAGAGCAAAACAGCCACAUCUUCGGCCUCCCAGUCGGGCAGGAGCACACCCCAUAUGAACAACACACUUCGAGAAAAUGCAAUCGACGUCGCCAAUUCUCUGGAAUUACAAGCCGCCGACCUCAGUCGCCUGCUCGCCUCGGGUAAGUCAGGUGGGGAGAUAGUUGACAAGGAAGAUCUUUGGCCAUGUUUAUUCGGCAGCCUCAGACGACAUGACGGGGCCGCACCGGACGCGCUAGCUGACAAUCAGCCUGCAAACACGGAAGUGGCGAGGUUUUUGAGGGCGGAGGCAGCGGAAAGGAGGGCUGCAACGCCAAGUUGA